Molecule: messenger RNA, 4587 nt
Organism: Larimichthys crocea (large yellow croaker)
Lineage: Eukaryota; Metazoa; Chordata; Actinopteri; Sciaenidae
Gene: agla
Product: amylo-alpha-1, 6-glucosidase, 4-alpha-glucanotransferase a
Biological process (GO): glycogen biosynthetic process; glycogen catabolic process
Molecular function (GO): 4-alpha-glucanotransferase activity; amylo-alpha-1,6-glucosidase activity
Source: RefSeq, a predicted model, not a curated record
AUGGUGGUGUUAAAAGGUAUUCACCUUCCCAUAUCAGACAUGACUCUAGAGCAGGAGCUGCAGCGGCUUGAACAGCCAGACAAGACGUGUCAUUUCCUGGCUCACAACGGCUGGGAUGGCGACGAUCCACUGCGUAAUUUUGCAGAGCCAGGCUCUAACGUGUACCUUCGUCGAGAGCUGAUAUGCUGGGGUGACAGUGUUAAACUCCGCUAUGGCAAGGGGCCCGAGGACUGCCCCUACCUGUGGGCCCACAUGAGGAAAUACACAGAAAUCACAGCCAAAUAUUUCCAUGGAGUCAGACUGGACAACUGCCACUCUACACCAUUACAUGUAGCUGAGUUCAUGCUGGACGUGGCCAGAACACUUUGUCCUAACCUGUAUGUGGUGGCUGAACUGUUCACCGGCAGCGAGGAGAUGGAUAAUAUCUUCGCAACCAAGCUAGGGAUCACAUCGCUCAUACGAGAGGCCAUGUCAGCUGGCGACAGCCAUGAAGAAGGCAGAUUGGUCUACCGUUAUGGAGGCGAGCCAGUCGGAGCUUUUGUUCAGCCAAGUCUCCGUCCACUGAUGCCCUCCAUCGCCCAUGCCAUGUUCCUGGAUGUAACCCACGACAACGAGUGUCCCAUACAGCUGCGUUCAGCACUGGACUCCCUCCCCAGCUCUGCUAUAGUCUCUAUGGCCUGCUGUGCUACUGGAUCCACCAGAGGAUACGAUGAAUUAGUGCCUCAUCAGAUCUCUGUGGUGAAGGAGGAGCGUUUUUACCCCAAGUGGAACCCCUCAGCAGCCCCAACGUCCACUGCUGAGGUUGGAUUCCAGAGUGGCAUUGUAGCUGGGAAACUGGCACUCAACAAGCUGCACCAGGAACUGGCUGCCCAGGGAUUCAUACAGGUGUAUGUAGACCAAGUCGAUGCAGAUAUUGUUGCAGUUACUCGCCACUGUCCCAGCACACACCAGUCUGUGGUUUCAGUGUGCCGCACAGCCUUCUGGAACCCCAAAACCCAUCAGUACGGCACCAACGUCCCACCCAUGUUCAUACCUGGGAAGAUAGAGGAAGUGAUACUAGAGGCAAGGACAGUGGAAAGGAAUGCUGGGAGUUAUACGCAGGAUGACAAGUACAUCAACGGCAUGCCAGAAUACACUGUGGAAAUCAAAGAACAUAUACCAUUACAGGGGAGUACGUUGGUGAAGCAAGCUGGAGUGACGUCUAAAGGUCGAUCAGAGUUUGUGCAGGAAAUCACCUUUCAGAAGCUGACGCCUGGCAGUGUUAUCGCCUUCAGGGUUAGUUUAGACCCCAAGGCCCAGAGGUUGGUGGGGGUGCUGAGGUAUUAUUUGUCCCAGUUCAGCCCAAAGUACAGGAGAGGCAGUGUGGCAGAGGAGAACUCACCAGAUGCACUGCAGAACCCCCUGGCACAACUGAUGUCGACGCUGACGUUAGCGGACCUGAAUGUGCUGCUGUUCCGCUGCAACUCAGAAGAACAAGAAGACGGUGGUGGCUGUUACAGUAUCCCCGGGUGGGAGACUCUCAAAUAUGCUGGACUACAAGGUCUGAUGUCAGUGUUGGCCGACAUCCGUCCCAACAAUGACCUGGGCCAUCCUCUGUGUGCUAACCUCAGACAAGGGGACUGGCUGAUCGACUAUGUGUCCAAUAGACUGAUAAACAGAGAGGGACCACUGGCACAGGUGGGUCAGUGGUUGGCAGCCAUGUUUACCUACUUGAAACACAUCCCACGCUACCUCAUCCCCUGUUACUUUGACGCCAUCCUGGUGUCCACCUACACCACAGCCCUGGACGCAACUCUGAAGCUCAUGUCAAGUUUCAUCCAGAAUGGCUCCACCUUCGUUCGUCACCUGGCUCUGGGUUCAGUUCAGAUGUGCGGUGUCGGGCGCUUCCCUGCCCUCCCUCCACUUUCCACCAAUAUCGAGGGCGUUCCCUACCGCCUCAGCCCAAUCACAGGCCAGAAGGAGCAGUGCUGUGUGUCUCUGGCUGCAGGUCUUCCUCACUUCUCCUCUGGGAUUUUCCGUUGCUGGGGUCGAGAUACUUUCAUCGCUCUCAGAGGACUGAUGCUGCUCACUGGAAGAGACACUGAGGCUCGCAACAUCAUCCUGGCCUUUGCGGGGACCCUGCGUCAUGGUUUCAUCCCCAACCUACUGGGUGAGGGUCGGUGUGCUAGAUACAACUGUCGCGAUGCUGUGUGGUGGUGGCUGCAGUGCAUCCAGGACUACACUGCUCACGUUCAUAAUGGCCAUGAAAUCCUCCGCUGCCCUGUCACACGCAUGUACCCUACUGAUGACUGUGAACCCUGCACCCCUGGAGAGGUGGAGCAGCCUCUGUAUGAGGUGAUCCAGGAGGCUCUGCAGCGCCACCUGGAGGGUAUUUCCUUCAGAGAGAGAAAUGCUGGAUCCAAGAUAGACAUGAACAUGAGAGAUGAAGGGUUCAACGUGCUUGCUAAGGUGGAUCCAGCCACAGGCUUUGUGAGUGGAGGAAACCGCUUUAACUGCGGCACAUGGAUGGACAAAAUGGGAGAGAGUGAGAGAGCGAGGAACAAAGGCAUGCCUGCUACUCCAAGAGAUGGAGCAGCAGUGGAGAUCGUUGGUCUCAGUAAAUCAGCUGUUCGCUGGGUUGUGGGGCUCCAUGCCAAAGGACUGUUCCCUUAUGAUGGAGCUAAAGUACACCGAGAUGGUAAAGAAGUGUUCAUCUCGUACUCCCAGUGGAACCAGCAGCUCCAGCAGUCCUUUGAAGCUGCUUUCUGGGUGUCUGGGAUCCCAAAUGACCCCAACGAGAAACACCCUGAUCUGGUGCACAAAAAAGGCAUCUAUAAGGACAGCUAUGGAGCCUCCAGCUCCUGGUGUGACUACCAGCUGAGACCUAACUUCACUAUUGCCAUGGUGGUGGCUCCAGAGCUGUUUACAGCAGAGAGAGCCUGGAAGGCUCUGGAUGUGGCUGAGAACAAACUACUGGGACCACUAGGAAUGAAGACACUUGACCCAGAUGACAUGGUGUACUGUGGUGUCUAUGACAACGCUCUGGACAACGACAACUACAACCUGGCAAAAGGCUUCAACUACCACCAAGGGCCGGAGUGGCUGUGGCCCGUAGGAUACUUCCUGCGUGCUAAGCUCUACUUUGCGAAGAAGCUGGGACAGGAUACCUACAGCAAAACUGUGACUCUGGUGAAAAACGUUCUAUCACGACAUUAUACUCACCUGGAGAGGUCUCCAUGGAAGGGUCUGCCAGAGCUGACCAAUGAAAACGGCCAGUACUGCCCAUUCAGCUGUGAGACCCAGGCCUGGUCUCUGGCCACCGUGCUGGAGGUCCUCUAUGACCUCUGAGUGACAGAAUGGAUCACAGCAGCAACAAGUUUGUGAAAUGUUAAAGCAUUUGCAAACACUGUAACUGUUAACUUGUGUAGAUGUCUUUACCCUCAGACAUGAAUGUACGUUGAGGCAUUGAUUUAAAGCUGAUGUGGCUUCAGUUUAAUGUUCAUUAUCAUAUAAGUAUAAAUAUAUUAGAGAGCUUUUUUUUUCAUUUCCAUGUUCUGUCGUAGCUCAAAUGAACUCCCUCCGUUCAAAACAUUUAAUUAACUGCACGAAAAGAAAAGCAGACAGUUAUUUUUUGUUUUUUCAAACAUUACAGCAUUUAAAAAAAAACAUGCUAAAUAUUUUUUAAUAUUCUGAAUGAAAGUGAUCCCAGCCGUCUGGUGUUGACAUGUAUGUAAUAUCACAUCUCUCAUUACACACUAAAGCACUUUGAGCCUACAGCCAGAUGUCUGAAUCUAACUCAACUAAAAAAGGCAGAAAACACACAUUUUUUGCUUGCUGAGCGGGUGCUUUUAUUUUGAAAGAUGUCUUUUAUACUGAAAUAAAAAUCAAACAACCUGCCACUGUGUGCAUUUACACCUGGAAUUCUACCUCCCAACCUGUCCUCACAUAACCAUACAAGUGACCUGAACACCUUCUGAUGGCAUGCUGUAGCACCAGUGAUGUACAUAGUUUAACUCCACACGGUACCACACUGUCCACCUGAUGAUGCCUUUCCACAGACACAUGGUCUUCCAGCUGUGCCCAUGAUGUUAUGUAGUUAAAUAUUUCAUAUUAUUCAAGUGUGUAUUAAUGUUCUGUGCAUGAACGUUGUUUUGGUGUUCUGCAGAGGUUUCCUGAGUGUGUAAACAUGCUGUAGAUCUCUGCUCAUGUCUGAUAACCGUAGAAGUAACGUUACACACCAGCAAAAGUUGGCUUAGAAAAGUCACUGUGUGCACCUGAGCACUGGAGUCCUGUCGCUGUCGCUGCUGUUCACUGUUCCAUCACAGCAUCCAGUCUCUGCCUGGACUGUAUGUCUAUUUGUACCAUGUCAGAACACACUGUAGUGAAGCUGAGCUACUGUUACUUUACUGAUGCAACAAUGAAACCACUCACAAUAUUGAGCAGUAUUAAAGGAUGUGCUGGAGAAUUAGUGGUGUACCCCCUACACACACAUACACUGUGACAUGCAUAUGUGUAGCUGCCAUUUAAUCAGUGUGUCAGUAAUGGUGUGUAUUCUGAGUGUAGUGUUACAGUUGUUGUUGAGUAUAAAUAAACUGUUAAAUGAGUCGA